AUGGCAGAAGCUAAGACCCACCAAUUCGGAGCGGUUCUGCUUCUUGUCCACUUAAUUCUCCUCAUCUCUGGAGCCGAAGCAGCUUCCUUCCAGCGCAACCAGUUGCUUCAGAAAGAUCCAGAUCUCAGAUUGGAGAAUGUCCAAAAGUUUCCUAGUCCUGAAAUGAUCAGGGCUUUGGAGUACAUAGAGAAGCUCCGGCAACAAGCUCACAGAGAAGAAAGCAGCCCAGACUACAAUCCUUAUCAAGGCAUCUCUGUUCCCCUUCAGCUCAAGGAAAACAGUGAAGAAAGUCACUUGGCCGAGAGCUCAAGGGAUGCACUGAGUGAAGAUGAGUGGACGAGGAUAAUACUCGAGGCCUUGAGGCAGGCUGAAAAUGAGCCUCAGUCUGCCCACAAAGAAAAUAAGCCCUUUGCCUUGAGUCCGGAGAAGAGCUUCCCAGUGGACAUGGUUGAUGACUAUGAGACUCAACAGUGGCCAGAGAAGAAACUCAAGCACACGCGGUUCCCUCUUAUGUAUGAAGAGAAUUCCAGAGAAAACCCCUUCAAGCGCACAAAUGAAAUAGUAGAAGAACAAUACACACCCCAAAGUCUCGCUACCCUGGAGUCUGUGUUCCAAGAGCUGGGGAAACUGACGGGGCCUAACAACCAGAAGCGUGAGAGGGUCGAUGAGGAACAAAAGCUCUACACAGAUGACGAAGAUGACGUGUACAAGACCAACAACAUUGCCUAUGAAGACGUGGUGGGGGGAGAAGACUGGAGCCCCAUAGAGGAGAAAAUAGAGACUCAAACCCAGGAAGAGGUGAGAGACAGCAAAGAGAACACAGAGAAAAAUGAGCAAAUCAAUGAAGAAAUGAAACGCUCAGGGCAGUUGGGGCUCCAGGAUGAAGAUAACCAGAAAGAGAGUAAAGACCAACUCUCAGAGGAUGCCUCCAAAGUCAUCACCUACUUGAGAAGGAAUUUGCAGAUACCCCCUGAAGACUUAAUUGAGAUGCUCAAAGUUGGAGAGAAGCCAAAUGGGUUGGUGGAGCUGGAGCAGGAUCUGGAGCUUCCUGUUGACCUGGAUGACGUCCCAGAGGCUGACGUAGACCGCCCCGACAUGUUUCAGAGUAAGCUUCUCUCCAAGGGUGGGUAUCCCAAGGUACCUGGUCGUGGUAUGACAGAGGCUUUGCCUCAGGGACUCAGUGUUGAGGACAUUUUAAAUCUCUUAGGGAUGGAGAAUGCAGCAAAUCAGAAGCCCUCAUAUUUCCCUAAUCAAUACAGCCAAGACAAGGCUCUGCUGAGGCUCCCCUAUGGUCCUGGGAAACCUAGAGCCAGCCAGAUUCCCAAAGCAGCCUGGAUGCCAGAUGUUGAAAGCAAACAAGCACCCUAUGAAAGCCUGAUGAAUGACAAGGACCAAGAACUUGAGGAGUACUUGGCCAGGGUGCUAGUUAAAUACCCCGAGCUCAUUAAUUCCAACCAGCUGAAAAGAGUGCCCAGUCCAGGCUCCUCGGAAGAUGACCUCCAGGAAGAAGAGCAACUCGAACAGGCCAUCAAGGAACACCUGGGUCAAGGAAGCUCCCAGGAAAUCGAGAAACUGGCGACGGUGAGCAAAAGGCUCCCUGGAGGAUCCCUGAAGAAUGAUGACAGCCUAACCAGACAGUACUUGGAUGAAGACAUGCUCAUGAAAGUGCUGGAGUACCUCACCCAAGAGAAGGCGGAGCAAGGGAGGGAGCAUCUUGCCAAGCGGGCCAUGGAAAACAUGUAA
Arvicola amphibius (Eurasian water vole) is the source of this 1743-nucleotide messenger RNA. RefSeq names its product secretogranin II (gene Scg2). The record is from RefSeq and is a predicted model, not a curated record. Lineage: Eukaryota; Metazoa; Chordata; Mammalia; Rodentia; Cricetidae. The transcript has 2 exons. Bases 1 to 1743 code for a protein of 580 amino acids. Gene Ontology annotation, cellular component: secretory granule.